AUGGCGGGGCGGGCGGCAGACUGGGACCAGCUGCUGCUCCAGAGCCAAGACCUGGUCCGCUCGGAGCAGGCCUUCCCGCGCGUGCAGCGCGACAUCCUGCAGGUGGAGCAGUACUCGCAGAAGCUGCGCGGCCGCGCGGCGCGCGCCGACGCAACCGCCGAGAGCCUGGAGGCCAGCCGCCUCCUGGCGCACGAAGGCCUCAACCCGCGCAAGCUGACGCAGGCGCUGCAGAGCUUCGAGCUGCGGCCCACGCAAUCAGCGUGA
Chlorella variabilis is the source of this 264-nucleotide messenger RNA. RefSeq lists its product as hypothetical. The transcript is spliced from 3 exons. Lineage: Eukaryota; Viridiplantae; Chlorophyta; Trebouxiophyceae; Chlorellales; Chlorellaceae. The record is from RefSeq and is a predicted model, not a curated record. The coding region runs from base 1 to 264 and encodes 87 amino acids. Gene Ontology annotation, cellular component: nuclear pore. Gene Ontology annotation, molecular function: structural constituent of nuclear pore. Gene Ontology annotation, biological process: protein import into nucleus; poly(A)+ mRNA export from nucleus.